AUGGCAAUUUUAUCAAUCCGCGGAUCGCAACGUCUCGACUCCAGAGGCAAACCGACCAUUCAGGUUGACUUGACGACUUCGCACGGCACUUUCCGCGCUCUGGUUCCCUCAGGAGCAUCGAAAGGAGACUACGAAGCUGUCGAGCUUCGCGAUGGCGACGCCUCUGCCUUUCAAGGCAAUGGAGUGACGAAGGCAGUCGAGAACGUCGACGAAAUUCUUGGUCCAAAGAUAGUCGAGAGCGGCCUCGAUCCAGCGCAUGACUUGAAGAAGAUUGAUGAACUCAUGAUCAAGCUCGAUGGAACGGACAACAAGAGCAAGCUAGGAGCGAAUGCUAUACUUGGAGUCAGCAUGGCGGCCGCGAGGGCUGGAGCAGCGGCAAGAGGCAUGGAGCUGUAUAAGUUCUUGGCUGGCGAGAGCAGCUCCCUUCAAAGCGAAUACGUAAUGCCGGUGCCAUUCAUGAAUGUGCUCAACGGCGGAGACCAUAGUGGGAACCCAAUGGCUUUCCAAGAAUUCAUGAUCGCUCCAACCGGCGCUUCGUCCAUUACCGAGGCUGUGCAAUGGAAUGCCGAGACUUACGCGAAUCUCAAAAGCAUCAUUGAAGCAAAGUAUGGCAAGGCAGCCAUUGGCCUUGGGGACGAGGGCGGGUUCGCUCCUCCAAUCAGUCAUCCCGAGGAAGCGUUGGACCUUCUUGUGGAGGCGAUUGCAAAAGCUGGCCAUAACGGCAAAAUCCAAAUCGGCAUAGACCCAGCUUCUCAGUCAUUCUUCCAGAAGGGAAGCUAUAACCUUGGAUUCAAAACCAAGCAGGAUAACACUCUGAGCGCAGCCGAGCUCGCAUCACUAUAUCAUCGAUUGCUGGAGAAGUACCCUAUUAUCCUCCUUGAGGAUCCCUUUGGCCAGGAUGAUUGGGACGCUUUCGUGGAAUUCAACAAAAUAUGCAGCGUGGAGCUUGUGGGGGAUGAUCUUCUGGCUACCAACAUCAGUCGCGUUAAGACUGCUAUCCACAAAGACGCAUGUAACAGCAUGCUGUUGAAAGUCAACCAGAUUGGCACUGUGACAGAAGCUAUAGCUGCAGGACAAGCUGCCUACUCUGCAGGCUGGUCCGUCUUUGUGUCGCAUCGUUCAGGCGAGACGACGGAUGACUUCAUUGCUGAUCUUACUGUUGGCAUGAGAACGGGACAUCUCAAGUCAGGUGCUCCUGCUCGAGGGGAGCGAGUUGUAAAGUACAAUCGUUUGAUGGACAUUGAGGAUGACUUGCGAUACCGCAACCAGAAAUACACAUAUGCGGGCAAAAAUCUGCGUUUUGCCCAUCGUUGA
Molecule: messenger RNA, 1314 nt
Organism: Zasmidium cellare ATCC 36951
Lineage: Eukaryota; Fungi; Ascomycota; Dothideomycetes; Mycosphaerellales; Mycosphaerellaceae
Exons: 2
Coding region: 1-1314 (437 amino acids)
Biological process (GO): glycolytic process
Cellular component (GO): phosphopyruvate hydratase complex
Molecular function (GO): phosphopyruvate hydratase activity; magnesium ion binding
Source: RefSeq, a predicted model, not a curated record